UCACGCCAAGCCUCCAAACAUUGCAUGGUGGUGAGUGAUUCACCACGUUCACGCUCUACAAAUCUCAAGACGACUUCAGCAUGUGGAAAGUAUUUAGUCAGGUGGGUGUCAAGGCUAUGACGUGAGGUAACAAUCAGUGAAGUAAGUGUGUGAAAAUAGGCGUGGUAAGUCCAGACUCGAGUACUCGAGUGUACUAAAAUGUUUAGUGUACAGUGGUAAUUUGGACAUCCGGGAUACCAACCAUGUGGUAAACAUCCGGGAUACCUAUUAAUCAAGUGCGUUGUCAUGGUGUUACUGUACAAGCAAGCAAGUCUGAUUGGCGUUCACUGUAUGUCGCGCUGAUGGCUGUUCCUCCCAAGUACGGGGCGAGAGCUUACAGAUCGUGUGACGUUGUUCGUCAGGACAGCAUCUGGAAGACGUACGUCCGACGGGAAGCGAAAUCUGCGAGGAAAUGGCGAGACAACUGGGCGUUUAUAACGCAAUACGACCUACGAGGUGAAUUAAAAACGCCUCAAAAGAAGCCGGAAAAUUUGACGGUUUUUGGUGACAAAAUUCCUCCCACGUCAUCACAACAAAUUGGAGCCAGACUAAAAAGCCCCUUUCAAAUAGCUGUGAGACAGCUAGAGUCGAGUAUGGCGAAACGCUGCCAAAGGAGCGACCUGAACACCAAGUUCGUGUUUACGUGACUGGAUGUGGUGCAGACGAUGUUGCAUCUCACGUUUUCGUUUCGUAGCCGAGACUAUGAUAGUCUAACGAAUUACUUCUUGUUUGUAAUAGAUUGACCAGUUGUAAGAGAUUUCCAUCUUAGUUUCUGACAAUAAAUCGUAUUUUGGAGCGUACCCAUUCUGCGCAUGCGUGCAUUGACCUCAUUCCCAACAUCAACAGUUACUGCUUCA
Messenger RNA from Corticium candelabrum, 896 nucleotides. RefSeq lists its product as uncharacterized. The coding region runs from base 342 to 686 and encodes 114 amino acids. NCBI's taxonomy places the organism in Eukaryota, Metazoa, Porifera, Homoscleromorpha, Homosclerophorida, Plakinidae. The record is from RefSeq and is a predicted model, not a curated record. The transcript has 3 exons.